Photinus pyralis (common eastern firefly) is the source of this 1453-nucleotide messenger RNA. RefSeq names its product farnesyl pyrophosphate synthase 1-like. The coding region runs from base 69 to 1217 and encodes 382 amino acids. Gene Ontology annotation, molecular function: (2E,6E)-farnesyl diphosphate synthase activity; dimethylallyltranstransferase activity. Gene Ontology annotation, biological process: trans, trans-farnesyl diphosphate biosynthetic process. Gene Ontology annotation, cellular component: cytoplasm. The record is from RefSeq and is a predicted model, not a curated record. The transcript has 4 exons. NCBI's taxonomy places the organism in Eukaryota, Metazoa, Arthropoda, Insecta, Coleoptera, Lampyridae.
UCACGCGUGUAAGUACCAUAUUGUAAAACACAAUUGGCGUAAAUCUCGACCUUACAAUUGAAAUCUACAUGCAGCGGAUCAAAAUUAUUCUACCUCUCAAUUUAUUAAUGAAGACUAAUCGUUUUCUACUCUGCAAAAGAUUAAUUUCCAAGUACGGCCCAAAUGACUCAUAUUUAAAGCACGUUAAACGCGAUGAGAAAAAUAGGCAAUUCGUUGAGGCGUUUCCAGAAGUAAUCAACACCCUAACUGAGUAUUGUGCCUCUCAGAAUUUGCCGCACCUGACGCAACAUCUGGAAGAAAUGGUGGAUUUUACGGUGUUAAAAUUGAAACGAUUUAGACACACGGUAGUUUUGGAAGCGUAUAAGCCACUGGAAACGCCUGAAGGUUUCAGCGAAGACAAAUAUCGUUUGGUUAUUAUGCUUGCUUGGUGUUUUGAGCUGACACUCGCCGCAAUGGUUGUGCAGGAUGAUCUUUGGGAUCAGACGGAAAUUCGCGCGAAUGACAUCUCAUGGUAUAAGAAACCGGACGUCGGGCUCAACGCGAUCACUGACGGCAAGUUGUUGUACGGGGCAGCAUUGGUGUUGCUCAGGAAGUAUUUCGCCUCCUUGAAACAAUAUGGUGAAUUAAAAGAGUUGUUUAAUGAAAUGAGGAUAGCGCUCGCGAAAGGACAAGCAAUGGAUUGGUCUUACAAAAGCAAUGGUAAAUUGGCGUACGAAACCUUUAACAUGGAUACAUAUCGUGUUACUGCACGUUACAAAGCUGGUAUGCCAAUAUUUGCGUUCCCAUUUGCGGGAGCUUUAAGUAUGACUGGGAAUAUGUCCCUUUGGUACGGCACCAAAGAUGUUAUAGCAGAUCUUGGGUUACAUUUUCAAGUUGAUAAUGAUAUCUUAGAUAUUUACGAUAAGCAUGGCCGUUUAAGACCCUGCGUGGGGAGUGAUAUUCGCGAGGGAAAACGUACAUGGGUUGCUGUUAAAAUACUAGAAAGCGACAAUGAAAGAAUAAUUGAAGCUUUUAAAGCCAAUUACGGUCGUCCUGAGCGCGAUUGUGAAGGGCACGUGGUGAGAAUAUUGGACGAGUUUAAUAUCUAUGAAAAAUAUCUUGACCAUCACACCAAAUCCAAAAAGAUGGUGGAAAACCUUACACGUAACAUGAUGCCGUCGUUACGGAAGGCGGUAUUAUCUACAGUUGAAAACGUAUUUCCCCCUGUAGGUGAAUGAAUUUUUAGACAUAAUCGAUCUUUUUUGUUUUCGGCAGUGUAUAUUAUUAAGAUCUACGAUUUAAGAGCUUCUAUACUAUACUUGUAUACAGAGAGGUCCAUAUGCAUAGAAUAAAUUCAUAUUUAGGGUUAUGUCUCCUUCGCGUUGGCGGCACCUUCAGGCGUGUUUUCCCGUGGGCUGGGAGCUAAUUUAGCUGGUACUCUAAGGUUAUCAGACGUACAUUUUGAACCAGCUAA